AAAGAUGAAAGUAGCUCCGGGGCUGGUAGCGUGCCGCGGAAAUGAGGUGCUCGCUUUGGUGUUAUUGCAGCCUCUGAAAUCAAAGCAUGUAUGUGUCAGUUUGAGGAAGGGGAGGGGAUAAUUACACCAAGGCCAAGUCAUGUUUUUAUGCAAUGUCACAAAGGAAACAGCAUGUGGAUGAUUGUCCUUCGUAUCUUAGAGUUGAGACCAGAACCCUCUCCUCUCCCUUCACAAUGGAUCUGAUUGAAAUGUGCCUUGUGGCAGAGCAUAAAUAUACUUCAUACCUUUAAAAAAGCUGGCAGAAAUCCUGGCUGCCUCUCACCUACAGCUUCAGGGCAGUUUAUCUCGUCACUGUGGAGGUCAGCAGGCCUGUGUGGGAGCUCCCUGCUUUUGGUACCCAACCCAGCCUGAUCUCAGUUCCCUGAUGCUCUUAUCAACUGAAUUUAAAAAAUGGAGACACAGUAGAGGCAUAAGGUUUGAUGACAUCAGCCAGCCUUUCAAAUGAGACAGUACUUAUACAGAGUUACAGUUGUAUCCAAGGCCAGUAACUGGAAAUGAAAACUGGAAAAAUAUAGACAAAGAGCAACGCAAAACCRUUAGACUGCGUGUGUAACAUGAAGUCUCUAGAAAAUUGAGGAAAAUGAACUCUACUAUGGUUUGUUGGUCCCUAGYGGGAAUACUGGAUUGGCCAGGUCAAAUUGGGAAAGCAGAACAAGAAGGGGAAGUGACCAAAUACGACCUGUUUGAGGGCAAUAACCAUGGGGGCUCGAGCUACGGACUCCACUCGGGACCUGGAGAGCACCUCUAUAAAGUACCAAAUGGGAGGACAUGCAGAGAAAAUGUGGCAACGGCUCAAAGGAAUAUUAAGAUGCCUAGUAAAGCAGCUGGAGAAGGGUGACAUUAAUGUGGUGGACUUGAAAAAGAACAUUGAAUACGCAGCGUCUGUGCUCGAGGCGGUUUAUAUCGAUGAAACCAGAAAGCUUUUGGACACUGAGGAUGAGCUGUCUGACAUCCAGUCAGAUUCAGUGCCUCUGGAAGUGCGGGACUGGUUAGCUUCUACGUUCACCAGGAAAAUGGGGAUGGUGAAGAGGAGACCGGAAGAAAAGCCCAAAUUCCGGAGCAUUGUACACGCUGUACAGGCAGGAAUUUUUGUAGAAAGGAUGUACCGAAGAACUUCUAACAUGGUUGGUUUGGCUUAUCCAGCAGAAGUGAUAGUAACAUUUAAGGAUGUUGAUAAAUGGUCUUUUGAUGUGUUUGCCCUAAAUGAAGCAAGCGGAGAGCACAGUCUGAAAUUUAUGAUGUAUGAACUGUUUACCCGAUACGACCUUUUGAGCCGUUUCAAGAUCCCUGUUCCAAAUCUUAUUUCAUUUGCUGAAGCACUUGAGGUUGGUUACAGCAAAUUCAAAAAUCCAUAUCACAAUUUGAUCCACGCAGCUGAUGUUACUCAAACUGUGCAUUACAUCCUGAUUCACACUGGUAUCAUGCACUGGCUCACAGAACUGGAAAUUUUGGCAAUGAUCUUUGCAGCUGCCGUCCAUGAUUAUGAACAUACUGGGACCACAAACAAUUUUCAUAUUCAGACAAGGUCAGAUGUUGCAAUAUUGUACAAUGAUCGUUCUGUUCUUGAAAAUCAUCAUGUGAGUGCUGCUUAUAGGCUCAUGCAAGAAGAAGAGAUGAACAUCCUCACAAAUUUAAACAAAGAUGACUGGAGGGAGUUGCGGAGCUUGGUCAUUGAGAUGGUUUUGUCUACAGAUAUGUCGGGUCAUUUUCAGCAAAUUAAAACGAUGCGACAUACUCUGCAGCAGACAGAGGGGAUAGACAAAGCCAAAGCCAUGUCUUUGAUUCUACAUGCAGCAGAUAUAAGCCAUCCAGCAAAGUCCUGGAAACUGCACUACCGGUGGACCAUGGCCUUGAUGGAAGAGUUUUUUCGACAGGGAGACAAAGAGGCUGCUUUAGGGCUUCCAUUUUCCCCACUCUGUGACCGCAAGUCCACUUUGGUAGCUCAGUCCCAAAUAGGUUUCAUUGAUUUCAUAGUAGAACCAACAUUUUCUCUUCUUACGGAUUCAAUGGAGAAAAUUGUUAUUCCUCUUAUAGGGGAAGCUUCAAAAUCUGAAAGUCCUGCAUUUGGGACACUCAGCCAGAAUAGUUUGGGAGCAGUAAGCAAUCUUGAAGCACAGAGACGACCUGGUAUUAAAAGUGCAAGUGAUGGAGCGACUUACAUAGAAAAUUCUCUAGCAACUGUAGACCUAACAAGCUUUAAGGACAACUUGAUGCAGAUCAUUCAAUCAAACAAAGAAAGAUGGAAGGAAUUAGCAAUACAAGAAGAGCUUGUGAAAAGUGAUGAUGAACAGCUGAAAGACCAAAGCAGAAAAUCCACAGAUGCCCAAAUACAAGAAGAGACAACAAGGACACAAAACGAGACUAGUCAGGAAAGCAAUGAAACAACGUGCCCUCCCAGAUCCAUCGUCCUACAAGUAAUCUCUUUUGACACUCCUCUUCCUGAAUCUGACUCAGAAAAAUGCACUAACUCUGAUCUGAACCAGAAGGAUCUCAUGGAGGCCCAGCAAGAAACGCAGAGCACAGACCCGCUGAAUGAUGAGCCUAAACACUGCAAGAAAUCAGAAGACAUAGUAAAAUCCACUGAGCAAAACCCCGCACUGAUCAGCAACUAGACUUGAUAUUUCUUAAAGGCUUCUGACAUUUCAGGGAGGAGAGGAGCAAAAGAAGACCACUAACAGUUCCUACUCCUGUUCUUGCUGAGGCCGCUAAUCCAUCAAGUUCCUCUUCAAUUAUAUCGUUCUAUGGAGAAUGAUUGGACAAAACUAUUGAAAAUGUAAAGCAUAAAAACCUGAGCUGGUUACUCCACACACUAAAUAACUCAAAAUGUCAGUUGUAGUUGUUGCUGUUUCUGCUUCUGUUCUGCUUUCUGAAACUAGCCAGAAUACUACUUUUUUCAGCCAAGGUUGGACCUCAUUUUACUGCAUCACUGAAACAAGACAUUUUCAGCUAAGCAUGAGACAUGUAAAAUACAUGGGUCUGUCUGCACUGGAUUGCUCUUCUGUGGCACUGCUACUGGCAGUAGGGAUUGCAAAAUCAAAGCACUGUUAGAGAUACUUGUUCAUGCAGCCAUGCUGCAUGCAGCAUUGACGCUCUCCUGAUUAGCUUGCUUAGAGUAUCUGGAAAUAAGAAAUAAAUUGUAUAGGGAAGCUCUAGAGUUAUACUGAUCAGCGCACAUGGAUGACAACUCUAUCCCACUGCUCUGGAGACCUCGUGUUCAACAGAAUCAGUAUCAAAAUAUCUCCUUUAAAUUAAUUAAGUAGCACUCACUGUUCAGACCCAAACUUCUCAGUACUGUUUCCUGUAGUAUUUAGCAAGAGCUUGGCACUGGUGUCCACCUUGCCACGAAGCUGGCCAUCGACAGCUCUGUAAAUACGUGAUAAAUUGCUUCCCUUCAGCAAACACUGAGUUGCCUCUCUGGCAGAACUGGAAGGAGACACCGAGGCCUUAUGCCAUGGUUUUGUUCCAAUGCAAAACUGACCACUUGGAUCCUGCAAAAAUCUUUCCCAUGGAGGAUCCUCCCUAAUCACACCCGCACGCAAGACCCGCACC
This is a messenger RNA of Nothoprocta perdicaria, 3609 nucleotides long. RefSeq names its product phosphodiesterase 1A (gene PDE1A). Gene Ontology annotation, molecular function: 3',5'-cyclic-nucleotide phosphodiesterase activity. Gene Ontology annotation, biological process: signal transduction. The transcript has 21 exons. Lineage: Eukaryota; Metazoa; Chordata; Aves; Tinamiformes; Tinamidae. The coding region runs from base 759 to 2672 and encodes 637 amino acids. The record is from RefSeq and is a predicted model, not a curated record.